Coregonus clupeaformis (lake whitefish) is the source of this 5197-nucleotide messenger RNA. RefSeq names its product protein O-GlcNAcase. Gene Ontology annotation, biological process: glycoprotein metabolic process. Bases 121 to 2496 code for a protein of 791 amino acids. NCBI's taxonomy places the organism in Eukaryota, Metazoa, Chordata, Actinopteri, Salmoniformes, Salmonidae. The record is from RefSeq and is a predicted model, not a curated record. Gene Ontology annotation, molecular function: beta-N-acetylglucosaminidase activity. The transcript is spliced from 18 exons.
UCACGUCUCCCCCUUUUCAGGGUCUGCUGCACCCACUCCUCCAGUAUUUGUUGACGUCAUUUGAGGAUUUAUUUUUAGACGGAAGCUGUUGAGAUCGGGUUCUAUGGGAGGCCCUGGUCUAUGGAGCAGAGGAAGGUCCUUUUCCAGUGGAUGCAGAGGUGGGGGUUGAACACCUAUCUGUACGGUCCUAAAGAUGAUCUGAAACACAGACUACUCUGGAGAGAGGUCUACUCCCCUGAAGAGGAGGGUCAGUUGCGUACUUUGAUAGUAGAGUCAGAGAAGAGAGGUCUGAGGUUCGUGUACUCUCUGUCUCCUGGUCAAGACAUUGUCUUCUCUUCUUCCUGUGACCUCUCCCUGCUUAAACGCAAGCUACGACAGGUGUCAGAGUUGGGUUGCCAGGCGUUUGCGAUCCUUUUUGAUGACAUAGACCACUCCCUGUGUCAGGCUGACAGUCAAGCCUUCUCCUCAUUCGCUCACGCCCAGGUUUCAGUGGCCAAUGAGAUCUACCGAUUCCUGGGAGAACCGCCUGUCUUCCUGUUCUGUCCAACAGAGUACUGUGGAUCUCUGUGUUCUCCCAGUGUAUCUAAGUCUCCAUAUCUGAUGACUGUUGGAGAGGACCUGCUGCAUAACAUCUCUAUCAUAUGGACCGGCAGUAAGGUGAUCUCGAGAGAGCUGAGUGUAGAGGGUCUGUCUGAAGUACAGUCUGUCCUACAGCGCCCCCCACUGGUGUGGGACAACCUGCACGCAAAUGACUACGACUCCAGACGUCUCUUCCUGGGUCCCUUCAAGGGUCGCUACCCCCAGCUUGCCACCCACCUCCGGGGCCUGCUGCUCAACCCCAACUGCGAGUUCGAGGCCAACUACAUACCCCUGCACACGCUGGGGACCUGGUACCGCACUGGGAGGGAGGAGAAGAAGGAGGAGUACCAGUACUGUCCAGAGAUGGCGCUGUCUACUGCACUACACGACUGGAUGGACGAGCUCAGCCAACCACUGCAGCCAGGUCGCCAGAGCAGACAGGCAGACCAGAGGUCUUCGGGUCAAAAGUCGGGGACCCUAGAGAGUGCAAACUGUCAUCCCACCACCACCACCAGAGAAGGUCGCCCCAAACCCCCUAGAGAACCCCCGCAGGGGGACAGCCCUCCCACCUCCAGCCCUGAGGGAGAGGAAGGGGAGGAAGGGGUGAGGAGGGGGGAGGAAGGGGGGAGGAGAGAGGGAGGAGAUGGAGAGGAGAGAGAGAAGAAGCUCCACAACAACCAGUUCCGACAAGGGCCAGGCCAGCCAGGGGGUCCAGGGGGAGUCCCCAGGGAGGCCCAGGGCAGGGUGCUGUGUGGUGGGAAGGCUCCUUUAAGCGAGUCCCAGAUCCGGCUGCUGGUAGGUCUCCACUACCUUCCCCAUGAGCACGGCCCGUCAGCCCAGAGACUGUUACAGGACCUCACCUGGCUCAAAGCACACUGCCACCUGGUCAGCGCUAACGACAAGAAGGGACCGCAGCAGAAGGCGGAGGAGUGGCGUGGCCGAGCGGCCGGGUUCCUAGGUGUGUGUGAGGAGAUUGCUGUGCUGCACAGUAGUGUGGUGAGUGGAGUGAGCAGGGCCGUGCUGUAUGACCUUUACCCUUACGUAUGGGACCUCAGAAACACCGCACUGGUGGCCAAGGCCUUCAUCUGCUGGCUUGAUGGGCGUGUGUUGAGUGACAGCUCUCCGUUGGGUUCCUGGAGGAACUGCUUCCACUGGUGCGGGACGACCACGGGGGCGGAGUUACUGGGGGUGGAGUCAGAACCAUGGGUGUUCAAAGGGGGAGUGUCCGGAGAGGUGCAGAUGCUUCUCCCUAUAGGCAGUAACAGUGAACUGUUCAGCCACCCUCCUCCUCUCUUCCCCACCUCACGACUGUACAACAUACGACCCUACCACAACAAGGACAAGGUGGAGCUGUAUCGUAUGGUGCGCCAGCUUCAACAGGGAACCCAGGGGAGCCCUGAUUCCAGCCCAGCACAUCCUGACCUCAUUGGAGACAGGUGUCUGGGGCCCUGCCUUGCUCUGUGUCCUGAGUACAGCAUGGUGCUGGAGGAUGAGCUGGGUGUGUGUGGGUGUGUGUUGGGCAUCGUAGAUGUUCGUUCCUUCGCCAAGCGCUGCCAGGCCUGCUGGAUGCCCGCCAUGAGAGAUAAAUACCCACCUCGCACCGGACACGCCAACUCACAGGAGGUGUUGCAGCAGAUAGAGGGGGACCAGGGGGAAUACCCAGACUCUCUUCUCUACCACUUUCCCUCCCAGCUCCGUCUGGACGCUUUGCCUGACCUGGUGGACGUCAGUGUGACCCGCUGCCUGCUAACCUCACUACUCACUGCACUUAAAGCCAAUGGUUCUCAGGGUGUGUUCUGUGAGGUGCAGCCUACAGAUCGUAUGAGGCUGGACUUCCUGACUAAACUAGGCUUCCUGGAGAUCAUCAGAGGAGAGGCACGACACAGAGAGGGAGUGGUACUGGGCAGGCUGCUCUGAACACACACACAUGCGCACACGCUCACACACACAUUGAAAUGUACACACAAGGGGUGUAAUGGUUCACCAAACCCACGGUUCGGUGUAUAUAUUGCAGUUUUGGGGUCACAGUUCGGUUACGGUACAGCGGGAAAAUUAAAUGCCAACAGUUAGCCUACUGUAGUUACUUUAUUUUUAUUUAAGAAAAUACAAGGUGUUGGUAUUCCUGAUUGUGAAAACACACAAUUACUCAUCAAAACAACAUUAAAAUAAAGUGCAAUAUGCGUGUGAAAUCAAUGUGUAAACAUGGCUCAGACAUUGUAUAGGCCUAAGCUAUAAUGUUUUUCUUACAAAGAGAAAAAGAUGUGCACUUGUGUGACUCUCAUAAAGGGGGCACUUCUCAUCUCCCACUCCGAGGUAAUGUGAUGGGCUGUCACUGUUAAGUAGCUCUGUAGCCCUGGAGAUCCAUUCAUCUCUAGUAAGCACAACACAGGGUGAAUUGGCCAAUUCAUUGACAACUUCGACUUUGGCUUGCUGAUAUUAUAUACAGCAGGUUCUACCUGUUUGCUGAAAUGGGUGCGAGAGGGAAGUUAGUAACGUGGCGCAAGCACUUUCACAAGGUGCUGAUACCCCCUAUUCUCAACCACGAGAAUGGGUGCAUAUCCACGCUAUAAACGCCUAUCGCUCUUGUAAUUUCUUUGGCCCGGUCAUAUCAGCUGUGAAGGGAUGCUUGAAUGCAGAGGGGAGAUGAUGUUGUGUUGUUUCCUUGUGUUGCCAGUCUUGCUCCAGUGGUAGGAAUACUGGGGUGAUUUCGUUGUGAAUGUGUCAACAUGUUUGAGGUGUUGGCAGCUGCAUAGGCUAUUCUCUUUGAGCAGUGGCGACAUACUGUUAACGUUUUAUCCACAACUUUCUGUCCAUCGCCGUUGUAAUCUACUGGGGAGCCAAAACGUUUCCCAAACUAGAGAUAAACGAUGAUGGCGCUUCCUCCUGGUUGAUCGACCCCACCACUCGCCAUUGUACACAACUAGUUCCCUGCUGAGCCUCACAAAAGGACAGUUUUGAAAUGCACCAAUUAAGAUCUGAAAUGUGAUUACAACGUGCGCAUAGGCUGUAGUUGUUUUAAGGGAAUAGCCUGAAAUGUUUUUUCAGUACAGGUUUACUCGAGGCAUACAUCGCAGCGUAGGCAUAGCCUAUUUAUUUAUUUUUAAUACAAAAUAGUGUAUUAAUUCGGGUUCACAGUGCGAACCGAGGUCCCUGUACCGCCACCGUUACACCCCUAAUAUUUUAUAUACACACCCAUGCAUGCACGCACACACACAGCGCAUGCGCAAAAACACACAAAUAUAUUCCUAUACACACACAUAUUAAUAUGCGCACUAAUAAACACUGUGUAGUACAAAAGGAACAAUAGAACAACAUAACUACUGUAAGCUUAAUCACACACAGGUGAUACAGGGUUAUGGAUGACACAGUGCUGUCUGCGCGCACACACACACCCACACACACACACACGAAAACACAUGAAAAGACAUGAAAAGACAGAAGGCAAACAUUCACAAGAACACACAUACGAACACACACAAAUACGAACACAGAUGAACACACGCAAGGCUGAGAGUUAUAUGGAUGAUGGAGAUGGACACAAAACCAAUAUGUGCAUCAGAUGGCUUGCACACACAGACACAGACAGACACACACACACACACUGAUAAAUCCCACUCAGCGUAGGACAUAUACAUAUAGCAUCAAACCCACACUACUGUAUAUAGCAUCAUUCACCACGUCUUUUUCUUUCUAUCUUCUAGAAGCACAAGAACAACAAUACAUCCGUCAAACGUUUUAUACCUGAGGCAACCUCUGCAUGCCUUCACUAGAAACCAAGAAUGUUAUUUUCUAUUGAGGAGACUUGGGCUGGGGAUUCAAUCCGAUCCCGCUUGUAGACAAUGCAGCUUUUAAAGGUAAUAUCCCCGCGUUUGCAGAGAUCGCAUUCAAGGGAUUUGGCACUGACCCUGGAACUGACUCUGUACAUAGCUUUCUUACUUUCUUGUGUGUUUUUGUUCUACUUCGACUUUUUUUUUAUAGUACUACUGAUAUUGAUUACUGCAUUGUGGGAAAAGAGCAAUCAAGAAAGGUAUUUCACUGUACUUGGACAGUCAGAUUUCUUCUCUCGAUCUCUUCCUAACCAUUUGUCUCCUAUCUGUGUGACUACUUUUCUAGAACAGCACCACUUACUAUUCAUUGUCCUUUGUAUCACUGUCUCUGUCCCAAAUGACACCCUAUUCCCUAUUUAGUGCACUAUGGUCAAAAGUAGUGCACUAUAUAGGGAAUAGGGUGCCAUUGGGACAGCCUUUGUCUUUGUCUCACUAUGCUUGCUUCGGCGGCCAAUGGUUGUUUUGUAAUGAGGUCUGUUGUUAGAUGUAGAUAGCCGGGAUUCAAUCCUUUUAAAGGCAAUGUUGCAAGAGAUCGCAUUCACGGUAAACGCUGCAGAGGUUGGCUCAAUGGGAAAUUGCCUUUAAAUGUAAAGUGUGCUACAACGCGGUUUCGGAUUGAACCCCGGCCUAACUGUUCAUUCAGGGUGCGUGAGGGUUAAACUAUCAUGUUACUGUGUAGAAAGAAGUUUACGUGUUUACAAAUUACUGCAGUAAUACCAAUGUUUUAAAAUGUAACAUUUUAUGAAAAUAUUUUUUGUCUCGACACUAUUAAAAUAUUUUCCCCUCCUUUC